CGAGCCCUUUUCCUCUUUGACCGGAUUGCGAUGUCACAUUUUGGUAAAUUUAUGUAAGCCCGCCACCGCACCCGGAUGAAGUUCCAGGGGGAAAAAUGCACUUUUGACGUCGAGGCCCAGACGCUGUCACGUCAAAUGUGCGGCCGGUUGCUGAAGUACUUCCGGUGUUCGUCACGUGGUACGGGCGGAGGGAAGGCCGAGUCGACUUUUCUGUCGCGGAGAAGAGCAACGAAAAGACAGCCGAGGAGACGACGCGGUAGGCCAACUUCAACGCCGAUACCGACGACAAUCCAAAAAAAGUUCACUCGACGAAGGUGAAGUUAGCCAGGCAGGAAGUGCAGCCCCGCGCCGAGUAAACCGCUCAAACCGACGACCGACAACGAUUCAACUUAUUUUGCUACAAUGUUGCUCCGGGUGAUAGUCGACUUCCCACAAACGAGCUUCGCUUCACUUAGCCUAGCUUACGGCGGGCGGUCAAUGUAAGUGGUGACGAGUGACUGCGUGUCAGCGAGUGCAUCUCCGCGCACUGUGGACGUGGCUAGCAUGGAGGAUUCUGGGGCCCCCCCACCGUCCCGAUGUUCCAUGGUGAAGAUCAUCUCCGCCUCCCGGCGCCGCACUACGACCAGGUCCCGGCGGGCACGUCGCCUCGGGGCGCCGAGCCGCACCCUUUGAGCGCCCGGUCGGCGCCGUACCUCGCCCUCAGCGCCGACCCGCUCCCGCCGCCGCCUCUGCCCGACCGGCCUCCCGUCGGACCCGAGUACCCCGGCGACGGCGAGGGGGCCGCCAGCGACCGGGAUCCGGACCCGGCGCUGGACAUCAAACCGGUGCACCGCUUCGUCCCCGACUCGUGGAAGAACUUCUUCCGGGCCAGCGAUCGCAGCGGCCGGAAGGGGGCGUGGCCCGACCCCUCGGCGCAGCCAUGUAACAACAACGACAACGGCACCAGCGAGGGCGUCCGCCGCUCGCCGUCGGUGCCCGGGUCCUACGGGGACCCCUACGGGGGCUCGGCCGGCAGCUACGACUCCGCCAAGGAACUCCUGGAGCUGGGCGAGUCGGCGUCGGGUCGCACCUACCGUACGGCGCUGACGUACAGCGAGCGCGUGGAGGACUACCACCGGCGCUACGCCUUCAUGAAGUCGUGGGCGGGGCUGCUGAGGAUUCUGGGAUGCGUGGAGCUCCUGCUGGGCGCCGCCGUCUUCGCCUGCGUCUGCGCCUACCUGCACAAAGACAACUUGGCGGGUCCCGCGGGCGCCGGCUUCUACGCCGCCAGCGGCGCCACCUACACGGGCCCCAAGACGGCGUUUGUGCUGGUGGUGGUGGGCCUGGCGUGGCUGGUGACCGUCAUCGUGCUGGUGCUGGGCAUGACCAUGUACUACCGCACCAUCCUGCUGGACUCCACGUGGUGGCCGCUGACAGAGUUCGUCAUCAACUUGGCGCUGGCCGUGUUCUACGUGGCCGCAGGCCUCGUGUACGUGCGCGACACCACCCGCGGGGGCCUCUGCUCCUACCCGAUGUUCAACAACGGCCUGAACGGCGCCUUCUGCAAGACGGAGGCGGGCCAGACGGCCGCCAUCAUCUUCCUCUUCCUCACCAUGGCGGUCUACCUGAUCGGGGCCGGCGUCAGCCUCAAGUUGUGGCGGCACGAAGCGGCGCGUCGAUACCGCCAGAACUACGCGCAACAGAUGCGAGAGUCGGAGUUCGGAGCGCCGCAGUCGCCGCCGGUUCCGGCGAGCACCGACACCCGUCGGCAGGCGGCGACCCCGGCGUCCGUCCGAGAGCCCCCCGUCGCCGUGGCCCCCAAAAUCCUGCAGGGGGCGAUACCCUCCGGACACAUUCCCAAGCCGGUCAUCGUUCCCGACUACAUUGCGAAGUACCCGACCGUCCGCUCGGACGAGGAGCGCGACCAGUACCGGGCCGUCUUCAACGACCAGUACGCCGAGUACAAGGAGCUGCACGCCGACGUGCAGGCGGCCUGCAAGAAGUUCGACGAGAUGGACGCCGUGAUGCGCGGCCUCCCGCGGCAGCCCGCCAACCCGACGGAAGCGGAUCGCAUCAACAGAAUCCUUCAGGACUUCCAGAGGAAGAAAAACGAUCCGACCUUCCUGGAGAAGAAGGAGCGCUGCGACUACCUGAAGAACAAGUUGUCGCACAUCAAGCAGAAGAUCCACGAGUACGACAAAGUCAUGAAAUGGAACGACGGCUACGACCAAAACUGAAGACCGAAGGCGUCUUCGCUCUGGCUUUCGUUUUGUUCCACCCGAAUUUGCCUUCCUGUCGCCGGUUGGCGUCGCUGCGCCUCCCGUGUUGCUUUUUCCAUCUUUACCGUUGCGCCGUCAACACCGUCCAAACGUGCAAAAUCAUCAAACGCUAAAUGACCAUCGAAAGCUCCCAAAAAAAUAACUCAUUAGAGACAUGGGACCGAACAAACAGCUUUGCAUAAAAAAAAAAAAAAAAUCGAUGCAGUGCUGUGAGUGUGUGAGACGCUAAUGUUGAAUUUUUUGUUUUUUUUUUUUUUAUAUAUACUGUAUGAUAUUUGGAGUCUUA
Molecule: messenger RNA, 2544 nt
Organism: Syngnathoides biaculeatus (alligator pipefish)
Lineage: Eukaryota; Metazoa; Chordata; Actinopteri; Syngnathiformes; Syngnathidae
Gene: marveld2a
Product: MARVEL domain containing 2a
Exons: 12
Coding region: 576-2216 (546 amino acids)
Biological process (GO): bicellular tight junction assembly
Cellular component (GO): apical plasma membrane; bicellular tight junction; cytoplasmic vesicle
Source: RefSeq, a predicted model, not a curated record